Molecule: messenger RNA, 1956 nt
Organism: Pollicipes pollicipes
Lineage: Eukaryota; Metazoa; Arthropoda; Thecostraca; Pollicipedomorpha; Pollicipedidae
Product: protein Wnt-5b
Exons: 8
Coding region: 111-1199 (362 amino acids)
Biological process (GO): canonical Wnt signaling pathway; cell fate commitment; neuron differentiation
Cellular component (GO): extracellular region
Molecular function (GO): frizzled binding; cytokine activity
Source: RefSeq, a predicted model, not a curated record
GACGGCAGCGGGCGGCGGCGCACCGCCGGCUCCCAGUGACGCGCGAGAGUGUCCAGCGCUGGGCCAUGUAGCGCCCGCUGACCUGGGACGGUGACGUCACAGCAGUACAGAUGGCGUCCGGGGCCCGCCUGUUCUCCGCCUGUGUCGGUCUGCUGCUGUCCUGCGCCGGCGCCAACUACGGCUCAUGGAUGAACCUCGGGAUGCAGGGCCUGGACGUCUGGAGAAACCCGCAGAUCUACAUGGUGGGGACGUCCCCCCUGUGUGGCCAGAUACGGGGCCUCAGUCCGGGACAGAGGAAGCUGUGCCAGCUCCGUCAGGACCACAUGCGGAGCGUGGGCCGCGGCGCCCGGGCAGGCAUCGCCGAGUGUCAGCACCAGUUCAGCAGCAGCCGCUGGAACUGCUCCACCGUCGACGACUCGUCCGUCUUCGGGCCCGUCCUGCAGAUCCCGUCCCGGGAGGCGGCGUUCGCGCACUCGAUCGCAGCCGCCGGUGUGGUGAUGUCGGUGUCACGCGCCUGUCGGGAUGGCCAGCUGGCCUCCUGCGGCUGCUCCCGGUCAGCACGACCGGCUGACCUUGACCCCGACUGGACCUGGGGCGGCUGCGGCGACAACAUCCGAUACGGAUACAGAUUCGCCACCAACUUCGUGGAUAUUCGGGAGAGGGAGCGGAGAUACAAGAGGGGCUCCGUGAAGCAUGGCAGAUCGCUGAUGAACCUGCACAAUAACGAAGCAGGACGCCGGGCGGUCAUCGACCUGACGAAGGUCAACUGCAAGUGCCACGGUGUGUCGGGCUCCUGCUCCACCGUGACCUGCUGGCAGCGGCUGCCGGCCUUCAGAGAAGUCGGUGACACGCUGAAGGACAAGUACGACGGAGCGACGGAGGUCAAGGUCACUCGCCGCGGCCGGCUGCGCGUCAGAAACCGCCGGUACAGGAGGCCGACCGCCAACGACCUGGUCUACAUCCAGGAGAGUCCGGACUACUGCAGGAGGAACGACACGCUCGGCUCGUCUGGAACAACCGGUCGCGCGUGCGAGCGAACUUCAAAGGGCACCGACGGCUGCGGACUGCUCUGUUGUGGCCGGGGCUACAACACCCAGCGCAUUACCGUCAAUGAACGCUGCCAGUGCAAAUUCGUUUGGUGCUGUAAGGUUCAGUGCCAAAGCUGUCUCCGACAAAAGACGGUGCACACGUGCAAGUGACCGCUAACGACACCUUUCGGACGAAAGCGAACUGUGUAAAGGUGGCGCUAGGUGUCCGGGUACCCGACCGCGGCCGGCCCUCGACCGGCUCAGUCGUCCCGAGCGCGGGACACGUGACUGUUGUCACGUGACUGUUGUCGCUAGUCGGUCCUCUGCCAGCGUGCCGAGGAAGACGGGCACGGCCUAAAAGCUCCGAAGAGCUCGAUGGUCCGGCGAGCUGCUGGAUACAACGACUGGACGGAAUGCGAUGCCGUCGAAAGUGUGCCCUGGUGCCGGAUACAGUGGCUGGACGGGGUACGAUCCCGUCGCGAGUGCGCCCUGAUGCCGGAUACAGUGAUCGAGCAGUGGCCAGUGGUUUUGAGAACAUGCUUCGAUGCUAGACUCUCAUUGAGCGAAAUCCGAUCUUUUCGGAACUGUGUACCGCUGCGAGAUACAAAAGCGGAGUGAGAUCUUGUGGUUCUGAUAGCGUGCUCCGUAGUGAAUCUGUGUAAUAACUGGGCAGGAGCCAAUAGGUUUGAGAGUGUGUUAGAUCCGUUGGCUGUCCCAUGACCAUUGGCACUCGCUCUCACCCUGUUCAGUGUAAGGAUAAUCGUUCUUUAAGCAUAUCGCCAAUCGGUUGGUAUCUGCACAUGAGCAGAUUCAUGAACGCUUCAUUUGAAGCGUGACGUCGAACGCAGUUAUGAAUUAUCGGCAAGCUGCUGAAAGUCAACGAGACGCAUUCCUGCGGUCGGUCAUUCACAUAAAACACUACGACAUU